This is a messenger RNA of Sinocyclocheilus rhinocerous, 969 nucleotides long. RefSeq lists its product as uncharacterized. Gene Ontology annotation, biological process: response to bacterium. NCBI's taxonomy places the organism in Eukaryota, Metazoa, Chordata, Actinopteri, Cypriniformes, Cyprinidae. The annotation marks the transcript as partial. The record is from RefSeq and is a predicted model, not a curated record. The transcript has 8 exons.
AUUCCUCUGUGGGUUUUAGGCUUGCUUACAGCUGUUAAAGCAUCUCAGAUAGACAAUGUAUCAGCUCAACCAGGAGAGAAUGUCACUAUUUGCUGUCAACACAACUCAGAAACUGGAAAAAACAUACACUGGUUCAAGCAAACAAAGAGUUCUGUACCUAUUGCCAUUGUAUACAUGAUGAUAAGCUACGAGCUUAAGGAACUGCAUACUAAUUAUUUAAAUGGUUUUCAACAAGAUCAUCUGCUGAUGUCUCUGAACACCGAAAACACCUCCCUACAAAUUUUAAAUGUGGAUGUUUCUGAUUCUGGUCUGUACUUCUGUGGUUGGAACUCUUGGGUGAUGACAUUUGGGGAUGGAACACAACUAGAAAUUAAAGAUCUGAACAAGAGGCCGAUUUCUACAAGAGACUGUUCUGUAAACAUCUUUUAUAAGCUGACCUUUAUUUUUGGUGGUAUUAUUUUUAUUCUUACCAUCAUUCUGCUCACCACGCUCAUCAUUAAGAGACAGAACAGAAACACGCAGGGAAAAGAUGCUGAUGGCCAUGAAACACAACAUCAUGAGGAGCCUCAUUCGUCGGUGUAUGCCAGGCCGAUUUCUACAAGAGACUGUUCUGUAAACAUCUUUUAUAAGCUGACCUUUAUUUUUGGUGGUAUUAUUUUUAUUCUUACCAUCAUUCUGCUCACCACGCUCAUCAUUAAGAGACAGAACAGAAACACGCAGGGAAAAGAUGCUGAUGGCCAUGAAACACAACAUCAUGAGGAGCCUCAUUCGUCGGUGUAUGCCGCUCUACAAUUCUCAAAACACAAAUCCAGAAGAGCAGCCAGAAAUACAGAGGAUACAGAUGUUGUGUAUUCUGCCACUAGAUACGGCACACGAUAUAAGCAGGCCCUUACUCAAGAGGCAGGGGUUGUGAAUGAUAUCACUUCCUAUACAGACCCUGACAGGAAGAAGCUGUUCAGUGUAGAAUGA